AUGACCGAACGUAUUAAUUGUCAAAUUCCUUUAUUUGCAUUAACUCGAGACAAUACAAAUUACUUUGCUGCAGGUGGUGGUGGAAGUUGUAAAAGUGGUAUUAAAAAUGGUAUAAUGAAGAUUCCACAACUUGGAGGAAAACCAAAGUUUUAUGAUACAGGAGAUGCAUCAAUUUCAUGUAUCAUUUCUAUUAAAGAUCCAAAAGAAACAGAUAAAAGACUUAUUAUUUAUUCUGCCAAUGAAUAUAUUUAUAUUGCUAACGAAGAAUUAGAAGUUCAAAGCAAGUUACAAGGAUUAGAAGUAGAAAAUGCUGAAGAAGAGAUGAUUGAAGUUAAAGUUAUGAAGUAUACUAAAAAAACACAGUCACUAUUUGUUGGAUGGAGUAAUGGUGUUGUUCAAAAAUAUCAUUUAGAGAAUAAAAAAUUAGAACUGAUUAAAUUGUUACAAAAAGAAACAGGAAAAGAUGUUAAUGGUAUGUGUAUUUCAGCUCAUAAGAAUAGGCUAUUUGUUACAUCUCAUAAUAGAAAAUUAACUGUUUAUGACACUGAUUCAGGUGAAGUUUUAAAAAGUAUUUAUCCUGAGGACUUAAAUAAAAAAUGGGAUAAUGCACGUUUCUGGGGUUGUAUAAUUAGUUAUAAUGGAGACGAAGCAAUUCUUGGAUUAAUGGAAAAAUAUCAUCCAUCAUAUUUACUUGUUCUUGAUUCAUACAAAUUUACAUUAAAGAAAACUUUAUACUUAUGUAAAUCUCAAAUUUCUUCUCCAAUUACUACUGAACGAGCAAGAACACUAGCUAGUGUAGGAUGUUCAGAUGGAACAGUAGUUGUAAUUUCUUUAUUAAAUUAUAAAAUAUUGUCUAUCAAAAAACAUCACUCAUUUGUUAUUCCUGCUACAACCAUUGAUUUUAAACAAACAGUAGCAACAGUUUCUUUAGACUAUAAUUUUGUAGUAACACCAAUAACGAAUAAACCAUAUGGAUUUAUCAUUUUGGGAAUUCUUAUGUUGUUUUUGGCUUGUUGUGCUUUUUACUAUAUGAAGAUGCACUCUCACUAA
Entamoeba dispar SAW760 is the source of this 1050-nucleotide messenger RNA. RefSeq lists its product as uncharacterized. Gene Ontology annotation, biological process: protein secretion. Gene Ontology annotation, molecular function: GTPase activator activity; guanyl-nucleotide exchange factor activity; protein binding. The transcript is spliced from 2 exons. Gene Ontology annotation, cellular component: endoplasmic reticulum membrane. The record is from RefSeq and is a predicted model, not a curated record. Lineage: Eukaryota; Evosea; Mastigamoebida; Endamoebidae. The coding region runs from base 1 to 1050 and encodes 349 amino acids.